Messenger RNA from Magallana angulata, 4149 nucleotides. RefSeq names its product receptor-type tyrosine-protein phosphatase epsilon-like. Bases 1 to 3279 code for a protein of 1092 amino acids. The transcript has 28 exons. Gene Ontology annotation, biological process: protein dephosphorylation. Gene Ontology annotation, molecular function: protein tyrosine phosphatase activity. NCBI's taxonomy places the organism in Eukaryota, Metazoa, Mollusca, Bivalvia, Ostreida, Ostreidae. The record is from RefSeq and is a predicted model, not a curated record.
AUGACUGCACAGAAGGUUGUCAGAGCGGGACAUUUGGAAGGAACUGCAACAAAACUUGCAGUAGCAACUGCAGAAAUAGGAGUAUCUGUGAAAAAGAUACAGGUCACUGUAUUGAUGGAUGUGCAGCAGGAUGGAUUGGUGAAAUUUGCAACGAAAGGAAUUCCAAAUAUUAAUGGUUUUUUUUCGUCAGAAUGUGAUGGUGGGCUUUUCGGAGAAAAGUGUACGAAAUUUUGCAGUCAUUGCUCUGGAUUCAAAACGUGUUAUCAUGUAACUGGAAUAUGUUUUAAAAGAUGUAAACCAGGCUAUAUGGGAGAAGACUGCCGAAAAAAAUGUGAACCUGGAUUAUUUGGUGUUAACUGCAGCUCUGGAUGUGGACACUGCUUAAAAAAUAAACCCUGUCAUUUUGAAACUGGAGUUUGUUCUGAAGGAUGUGAACCGGGCUACAGAGGAAAUAACUGCAAAAAGAAAUGUGACGAUGGACUUUUCGGUAUUAACUGUAGCACACCAUGCGGCCAUUGCUUUGAUAACCAAACCUGUCACCAUAUAAACGGAAGCUGUUAUAGAGGGUGUGAAGUUGGAUAUAGGGAAAUCAACUGCACGGAAGAGUGCACAGCUGGUUUUUAUGGUCUUAACUGUGAAGAAAUGUGCAACGCAACUUGUAAUAGCUGUAAUAAAAAGUCGGGAUUUUGUGAAAAAGGUUGCAAACCAGGAUGGAAAGGCAACUUUUGUCAAAGUGAGUGUGAUAAUUAUUUCUACGGAGACAAUUGCAGUUCUCGAUGUGGACAUUGCUUCGGCAAUAUACAAUGCCAUUACAUCGAUGGAACGUGCAAGAAUGGAUGCACUGAAGGUUUCAAGGGUUCCAAGUGUACUGAAGGCUGCCAGACGGGAACUUUUGGAAUGAACUGCAACAAAACUUGCAGUAUUAACUGCAAAAAUAGGAGCAUCUGUGAAAAAGAUACAGGUCACUGUAUUGAUGGAUGUGCAGCAGGAUGGAAGGGUGACAUUUGCAACAAAAAAUGUGAUAACAAUAUGUUUGGAGAAAACUGCGAGCAGAAAUGUGGCCACUGCGCAAAUUCAUCCAACUGCAAUCCUGUCAACGGAUCCUGUCAAACUGGAUGUGAUUUAGGCUUUCAAGGUCCACUGUGUAAUGAUGAGUGUAUCAGCGGUCAGUUUGGGUAUAACUGUAUGGAUAAUUGUAGUUCACUCUGUGUCGAUGGAAGAUGUGAUAAAAAAUCUGGUGCGUGUAAAAGGAUUGCAUUUCGAGCAAGCAGUCCAAAUGAUGAAAACGACAAUGAAUUAUAUAUUGGCGUAGGUGUUGGGUUGUUCGUCAUUAUCAUCGCAGCGGUUAUUUCAGUUGUCGUCGUAAAACGAUUUCUGCGGGUCAAACGAAAACCUAAAGAAAUAAAAACAUCGGAAAGAAGUCACUGUGGAUUUGAGAUGAAGACAUUGGGACAGAGGGACGGCUUAAAGAUGGAUAAUAAGGAUGAAACGUCGCCUGUAUAUGACGGUUUUAUCUCUGUAAUACCCAAGGAUACCAAUUAUUCUAACGUAAACAUCAACACAGCUCUAGAUAUACCUAUUGAUAAACUUGAGAUUGUCAUUGCGGAGAAGAGAAAGAACGACAAUGAGGGCUUCCGAAAAGAAUAUGCGGCCAUUCCAAGAGGUGAACUACACUCAUGUGAAUUUGGAAAAAAGCCAGAAAAUGUUCCUAAAAAUAUAUAUAAAACAACUUUUCCUUAUGACCAUUCUCGAGUGGUUCUUGAUAAUCAAAGCAGUGAACAUUCGGACUAUAUUAAUGCUAAUUAUAUAGAGGGGGCGAACCGACAAAAAGAAUACAUUGCUACCCAAGGACCAAAGUCAAAUACUCUUGGAGAUUUCUGGAGAAUGAUUUGGCAAGAAAACGUAUCUUCAGUUGUCAUGGUGACAAAUCUUGUUAAAGGAGAAAAGGUCAAGUGCAAUAAAUACUGGCCGGAUAAGGACAACCAUGCGCUCUACGGUCCAGUGCAGGUCACGCUUAUGGAAGAGAAAGAAUACGCGUGUUUCACAACUCGCCAACUUUCAGUGCUCCACAAAAAGCUCAAAUGUACACGUGUAGUAACACAAUAUCACUACACUGCCUGGCCUGAUCACGGGGUUCCAGAGCCGCUGUGUUUGCUUACAUUCCAUAACCACGUCAUAACUACAUCAGCCAACAAUAGUCAAAGUCCAACAAUCGUACAUUGCAGCGCUGGAGUAGGAAGGACAGGUACUUAUAUAGCUUUGGAUGCGCUCUUUCAAAUUGGCAAGAAAACUGGCAAAGUGAAUGUUGCUGAAUUUGUAGCGAAAAUGAGACAAAACAGAGUCUUAAUGGUACAAACAUAUGAGCAGUAUAUUACGAUAUACCUUGCCCUGAACGAAGUUUUCAAAGCACCUGUUAAAUUGGACACUAUGGUUGAAUUUCUUAAAAAAGCAGAGAAAGCGAGGAAAAAUAUCCCGGUCAAUCAAAACCCACUUCACGAUGAAUUUCAGCUUCUGUUAAAAAUUCGUCAAAAAUAUUCUAAAGAUGAUUAUAAUUUUGCGAUGUAUGAUUCAGAAGAUCAGCUUUCCGGAGAAAUUUUAUCUUUGAAGAAAUACGGUCUUUAUCUGUCCCCAAACAAAACAACACGAGGCAAUUACAUCAAUGCAAUAGCGGUGCCGUCAUUUACCAAUCUUCAGCAUUUCAUUGUGACAAAGUAUCCACUGGAAGAGAACGCUACGGAUCUCCUACGUCUGUUGAGUGACCACGAGUCAGAUACAGUCAUCUCUUUGCAACCGCUGUCUGGGAUCAAAUUGGCCAAGGCGUGGUUACCUCCUGUAUCCUCCUCCAUAAAGAUCCCCCCGUUCACAGUACAUCAUCGGUCGGAAUCUCAGACUGAUGUCAUAACACACGAGAUCCAAAUUGUUCAUGACAAUGCGGAAGUACGUACAGUAAUUAUUGUUGAACCUGAAGUUGAAAUACAGUGUUCUGGAAGUUCUGUUGACACGUCCCAGCUUCGGAGUUUGGUAUCGACGGUCCUUUAUUUGGUAACAAAACAACCAAUAACUAUUCUAAGCAGUGACGAUGCCUCUCAGUGCGGACUGUUUAUCGCCGUCCAUAACGUCAUCCAACAGAUGAACAUGGAUGACAGAGUGGACGUAUUCACCGCCGUCAGACAGCUGCAGAUCAGACGACCCGAGUUCUGUGCUAAAUUUGAAGACUACCAAUUGAUUUAUCAAGCGGUUAUGGACCACUGCCAAAAUACGUCAGAAAACAUCUAUUAAAACCAAUAAAAUGAAAUAGUGGCUGACACGUUUAAAUGAUAUAUAAUGUACUUGAAACUUAUUAUUAACAUUAUGAAUUUAAGCAUAGUCUGAUUCAAUCGAAUACGAUACAUGUUUUUUUUUUUAGAUUUUAUUUUCAAGUUAUUUUUACAAUGAUAUAAUUACCGACAGUUUUGUUCAAUGUUUUAUACUUAUUAGUACAUGCUUAUAAUUAGUAAAAUUGAAAGGAAUUUUAUAGUCAUGUACGUUUUUAAUAACAUAAAUGCUGAAAGCAUCUUAAUAACUUCCAUUAAUAUUCCAUAAUCACUCAAAUCAAACAAUACAAAAUUGUUUCGAUUUCAUUCCAAGUAGUUUUUGCAUUUUUUAAUGGUACAUGUAUUAUUUUAUUUGUUAUUUUAGAUCUGAUUUGAAGCGUAUUAUAAAUUUUGCCUAAAGAUUAUUUUUUUUAUUAUGAACACUAGUUUCAAUCAUGUCAAUCAAAUACCGUAUACAAAUGUCAUUAUACAUUUCGAAAAGUGGUUGACUGUGUUUAAAGAAGUUAAUUUCACACGUAUGACCUUAUUUAUUCUUUAUCGUUAAUUAUUAGCAAAACAGACCCCAAAAAGAACAAUUAUAAAAACACAAUGCCUUUUCUGACUUUCAGUUCAAUGUAACAAAAAUGUUUUAUGAAUAUGAACCAAACAAAAUGAAGAAAAAGUGUCCAUAUAUGUAGAGUAUUUUAGACAUUGAAACGUACCGAUGAAAAAUUUAACAAAGCCUUGAUUUCAUUGGAUAUUUGUAUUCUAUCCCAAUUAGUUGUUUCAAGAGUUAAAAAAAAUUUUUUUUUUUUACUCUGCUGAUGAAUUUUGCUUUGUGUCUCGUAAAUGUGAC